Pleurotus ostreatus (oyster mushroom) is the source of this 672-nucleotide messenger RNA. RefSeq lists its product as uncharacterized. The record is from RefSeq and is a predicted model, not a curated record. The transcript has 6 exons. Gene Ontology annotation, molecular function: zinc ion binding; carbonate dehydratase activity. NCBI's taxonomy places the organism in Eukaryota, Fungi, Basidiomycota, Agaricomycetes, Agaricales, Pleurotaceae. The coding region runs from base 1 to 672 and encodes 223 amino acids.
AUGCUCAGGCGGUAUGUACACCUCAGGCAUUUGAUAGCAGGCCCUUUCCUUUCCCCUCCCUCCCCAAUCGUAUACCUGCAGCGCUGGUGUAGCGGAUCCGUGGAUUCAAGUCUAGACCCCAGCCGGCGACAAAAUAAGCAAUCUACCUCCAAGUUUGAAACAUCACCAACUGGUAAUCCCAACAAGUCAUCAAUGGUCAACGGUGACACAGGAAAAGAAGGUCCAAUUGCUCUACCCCCAACAAAACGAUUGGCGAUAGUGACUUGCAUGGAUGCACGAAUCAACCCCUUCUCCCAGUUGGGCAUAGACCUUGGCGAAGCUCACAUUAUUCGCAAUGCAGGUGGUGUGGCUCGCGAUGCCCUUCGCAGCCUCAUUAUUUCCCAGAGGCUGCUUGGUACCCGCGAAAUUGCGGUAUAUCAUCACACGGGUUGUGGACUAGUCACAAUGACUACCCCAGGCCUUCAGAAGCUAGUCAAAGAUGCUGAUCCUACAAAUGCAGAAGCAGGCAAGCAGAUUGAUAAUAUAGACUUCCUUGAAUAUGGACCAGAUCUGGAGAAGUCUGUCAGAGACGAUGUACAGUUUCUACAAAACUCGCCUUUGAUCCUAAAGGGCACGAAAAUUACGGGUUGGAUUUGGGAUGUUGAAACCGAGAAAGCAUCUCAAGUCGUUUAG